Messenger RNA from Pezoporus flaviventris, 1050 nucleotides. RefSeq lists its product as uncharacterized. Gene Ontology annotation, cellular component: endoplasmic reticulum. NCBI's taxonomy places the organism in Eukaryota, Metazoa, Chordata, Aves, Psittaciformes, Psittacidae. The record is from RefSeq and is a predicted model, not a curated record. The transcript is spliced from 4 exons. The coding region runs from base 11 to 739 and encodes 242 amino acids.
UCAGUUAGCCAUGAAUGUCCCUGGAGGUGCUUUGGCAUCAGUGGAGGGCCCCUGUCUUAAGACAGGAACCCUGUUUGCUAAAGACCAGAAAAUACAAGGAGAUUUGGAAGAAAGCUCUGAUCUAGAAGAAUCAGGAUUUUCUUUCCAAACAGUUAUGGUAGAGCUUAAAGAAAAUCAAAAAACUCUAAAACUUACUUCCCAGAAAGCCCAGAAGCAGCAGCAUGAAAAGAUGAAAGACAUCGCAGGCACUUCAACAUUGUCUUCCAGUUCAAACAAUGAAAAGGAGAGCAUGGACGCUAAGCGUCCUAUAGGAUGUUUGGAUAUGGGAGAAACCAGCAGUUCGCAGUCAGAAGUGUCCACCGAAACAGAGGAGGUCUGUGACCAGAAGGUGAAAGGAAUUCAUCUUGAGCUUGAGAGGCUGAGGUGGCAUUUUGUGCUGACUAAACUGAAAUGUGAACAGGAGGAUAAGGAAAAGCAAAGGCUUCAUGAAGAGAGAAUGGAGCAGAUUCGUCAUCAGGCAGUAAAAGGAUCGGUCAGCGAAGGACUCCAAAACGUUCUCCAGCCCUCGAACCAAUAUGCCUUGUUCCUUUACUGCUUCAUCGUCUUUCAUGUUAUUUAUACUUUAAAGGAGCUGGUCUUCUACGUUUUCCAAAUGCAUUACCUGUUCUGUUUUGCUAUUGUGUACUACAUUCUUAAAAUUAUUUUCCAAGAUUACAGAAAUAACAAUAAAUUUUCUUAAGAAAAGCUGCUUGUUCUACUCUUUUUGCCGCAUUUUUGCUGCUUUUUUAUUAUCACUACGCCAAUCAUACAUGCAGGAUUUCAGUAUCAUUACAUGCCUAUUUAAGGAAAACCAACUGAUUUCCUGAAGAAAAUUGUCACUGAAUGGCAUCAUCUGGUUUCAUGCUGUCUCACCAACAUGUUUAGCAUCAUUCCGGAGCGUUCAUCCAUGCAAAUAAAGGUACACACAAUAAGAAAUCAUUUUGGAACAUUUUCUAUUUUAUCUCGCCUCCUUGGAUUAGCACAGUGACUUGAUCUUACCUAUAAUGAAUU